UUUACCUGCAGCUGCUCCCCGCGCGGUGCGCACACACACUCACACUCACACACACACACACACACACACACACACGAACGGGCGUUUGUCAACAAAGUGGAAGGGACGUGAAUUAAAAGUGUUUAUUCGUGUCGUUGCCCCUGGUCUCCAAAGAAGAAGAAGAAGGGCGAACGAGAGGAGGGAAAAGGGGAAAUGAGCUGGACAAAGUUUGAACUGAGAAAGGGCGUUUAAAGUUGACUUCCCGUCGAGCCGAACUUGUCGCGUUGUUCACGAUGGGGUGUUGCAGCAGCGCAGAGGGUCAACGAGACUGGCGACCGCUGGAGGAGCGCCGCUGCACCGACAUCCCAUGGCUCGUCAUCUUCACGCUGUUCUGCAUCGGCAUGGCCUGUAUCUGUGGCUAUCCCAUCGCCACAGGAGCUGCAUCCAGGCUCUUCUCGGGAUAUGACAGUUAUGGCAACAUCUGCGGUCAGAAUAACACCAAGAUCGAGGGAGUUCCCCUCAGUGGUCGGGACAUGACGGAAAACAAGUAUGUUUUCUUUCUGGAGCCCUGCAACCUUGACCUCAUUAACAGGAAGAUCAAGUCCAUCGCCCUGUGUGUCUCCAAAUGCCCGGCAACUGAACUGAAGACAUAUGAUGAUUUAAAGAAAUUUGCUCUGAAUAACGGCUCCCAUCUGUGUUCCUAUGAUAUUUCUCCGACAAGAUACACAGGCCAUUCAGAAAGAUUCACUAAAUGUCCCAAACUCCCUGUUUCAAAAAGUAAGGCCAUCCCGCUCUUCGACCGCUGUAUUCCCGUGGACAUCGGCUGCUAUGCUGAAUUUGCCCAGGCGUUCAUCACCUUUGUCAGUGACAACACUGUGCUGCGCCGUGUGAUUGCUGGGGUGAUGGCCAGCAAGGAGAUCAUCAUGGGCCUUUGUGUUCUGGCUCUAGUUCUGUCCCUCAUCAUGAUGGUUGUCAUUCGUUACAUCUCCAAAGUGCUGGUGUGGAUUCUAACAGUUCUGGUAAUCAUCGGUUCUAUAGGUGGGACCGGCGUCCUCUGGUGGCUGUACGCUGACCACAGGAACGCCUUCAACAAUAACACAGCGUCAACACUUGGGAGCGAAGUUGCCUCAGACAACGUCACGGCGCUGCUUGUGUACGCAAUCGGUGCUACAAUUUUCACGGUCGUUCUCUUGCUGGUGAUGUUCUUCAUGAGGAAGCGCGUGGCCCUUACCAUCUCCCUGUUCCAUGUGGCGGGUAAAGUGUUCAUCCAUCUUCCCCUGCUGGCCCUGCAGCCAUUCUGGACGUUCCUCUGCCUCAUGCUCUUCUGGGUCUACUGGAUCGCCGUGCUUCUCUCCCUCGGGACUGCAGGGACACCGAUAAAGAACAACUCUACCGGUGCGGUUGAAUACCACAUGCAAGGACCUUUUCAGUACUUGGUGUGGUAUCACGCUGUGGGUCUCAUCUGGAUCAGCGAGUUCAUUCUUGCGUUCCAGCAGAUGACUAUCGCUGGAGCCGUGGUCACCUACUAUUUCACAAGGAACAAGUCCCAGAUUCCAGCAAUACCCAUCCUUUCUUCAAUGGCACGUACCAUCCGCUACCACCUGGGGACUCUGGCCAAAGGCUCCUUCAUCAUCACACUUGUGAAGAUCCCUCGUCUCAUCCUGACAUACAUCCACAGCCAGCUCAAAGGGAAGGAAAACGCCUGUGCUCGGUGCAUGCUGAAAGCUUGUGUCUGCUGUUUGUGGUGUCUUGAGAAGUGCCUAGCAUACUUGAAUCAAAAUGCUUACACUGCAACGGCCAUCAACAGCACCAAUUUCUGCACCUCGGCCCGUGACGCUUUCCUCAUCCUGGUGGAGAAUGCCCUGCGAGUCGCCGCCAUAAACACCGUGGGCGACUUUGUCCUCUUCUUGGGAAAGGUGCUUAUAGUCUCCUGUACAGCUUUCGCUGGCGUCCUGGCUCUGAACUACCAGAGGGACUACACCGUGUGGGUGCUGCCUCUCCUCAUCGUCUGUAUGUUUGCCUUCCUGGUGGCCCACUGCUUCCUCUCUGUGUUUGAGAAUGUGGUCGACGUCCUGUUCCUCUGCUUUGCUGUGGACACAAAAUAUAAUGAUGGCAGCCCCGGAAGGGAGUACUACAUGGACAAGGCCUUAAUGGAAUUUGUUGAGAACAGUAAGAAAAUGGGUUGGUACAAGCCAGAUGAUGGCGAUGGAAAGGAGAUGAAGCCCAUGACACGUCGGGGAAAUUUAGCUUGACCAAGUGUCAGACAGACUGCCAAAACCACUAAAAAUACUUAACUCAGAGUUUUCCAGCAUUUCCCUCCAUUUCAUCAGUAAGUAAUAACACCUUUUGGGGUAUUUUAUGAGAGGUGCUUUGUGUGUUAUUGUUCAUAUUUGAAGAGAGGGGUUGCAAUUUAAAGACACUAACAUUGUAUAGCAGUUGGGUUUGUGUUUUGGUCUAUUAACAAGAUGGAUUUGAUAGUUUUAUCCGUUUCUUACCAGAGUUUUCCCUUUUGUUUGAUUUUUGAAUAUUAAUAUGAACGAUCUAACAUGGUUUAACAUGUUUGGUUUUCUUUUUUUUAUAAAUGAUACCUGUAGUUUGAAUGCUUCAGUGUACAUUUUGAAAUGGAUAGCUUACUAUGUUUUGUCAAAGGCUAUUCAUGUUGUUUAUUACUUAUUACAGUAAAUUUUAUACUGAAAACA
This is a messenger RNA of Scophthalmus maximus (turbot), 2678 nucleotides long. RefSeq names its product choline transporter-like protein 1. Gene Ontology annotation, cellular component: membrane. The transcript has 16 exons. The record is from RefSeq and is a predicted model, not a curated record. Lineage: Eukaryota; Metazoa; Chordata; Actinopteri; Pleuronectiformes; Scophthalmidae. Gene Ontology annotation, biological process: transmembrane transport. Gene Ontology annotation, molecular function: transmembrane transporter activity. The coding region runs from base 273 to 2231 and encodes 652 amino acids.